Lachancea dasiensis is the source of this 2127-nucleotide messenger RNA. Lineage: Eukaryota; Fungi; Ascomycota; Saccharomycetes; Saccharomycetales; Saccharomycetaceae. The record is from the annotation of a GenBank genome assembly.
AUGCGCCAAUGGACUUUAGGAAUUCACAGUAUUAUCAAUGGCAUGCAAACAGGAAUAUCAAGGCCACCAUCUCGCCGUUCAGCGGUAAGUUUAUUCACUCGAAUGACCCAGUUUUCCAAUAUCCACCCCAGAUCCGAACCGAUUGGUAAAAUGAGGUUUGCCGGACAACUGAGAUGGCAGCACAGUGGAGUGCCAAAAACUGGCGUACAUUUAACUCGCGGAGAGCAAAAUUCCUCCGGUUGGAAAGACAUUAAACGAUUAUUUCAAUUGGCGAGACCAGAAUCAAGUGCUAUGUUCUUCGCAUUGUCGCUAAUCAUCGUUUCCAGUUCUGUGAGCAUGUUAGUACCUAGUGUUAUAGGGAAACUGAUGGAUAUUGCAAAAGAGGAAUCGUCUGAUGAGGACAGUCAUUCUUCGACUCAAACCAGCUUUCUGGAUAAACGUAUUUUUGGGCUCACCAUGCCACAAUUUUACGGUUCAUUGCUUGCAGUUUUUGUUGUUGGGGCUGCAGCGAACAUGGGUCGGAUCAUCAUCUUGAAGGUGACAGGCGAGAAGCUAGUGGCACGUUUGAGAACACGCACUUUGAAGGCAUCGCUACAACAAGAUGCCACGUUUCUCGACAACAAUAGAGUGGGAGACUUGAUUUCGAGGCUUUCUUCAGACGCUAGUAUAGUCUCCAAAUCCUUAACGCAGAAUAUGUCAGAUGGCACGCGUUCUUUGAUACAAGGCUUUGUUGGAUUUGGGAUGAUGAGUUAUAUUUCCUGGAAAAUGACCUGUGUUAUGAUGCUUCUGGCUCCUCCCUUAGCGGCCAUGGCUCUGAUUUACGGUAGAAGGAUACGAAGUCUUUCACGCACACUGCAGGCAUCGGUGGGUGGGUUGACUAAAGCCGCUGAGGAACAACUUUCUGCAACGCGUACUAUACAGGCCUAUGGGGGUGAAAAGCAAGCCAUACGUUCUUAUGCUAAAGAGGUUCGUCAAGUGUAUGAUGUAGGUCUCAAGGAAGCCAUCACUUCUGGUGGCUUUUUUGGCCUGACGGGCUUGGUAGGAAACGUGGCGGUACUGGCGCUGUUGAUGACAGGCACUUCCAUGAUUCGAAGCGGCUCCAUCACUGUGGGUGAUUUAUCGAGUUUCAUGAUUUAUGCGGUUUACACAGGUGGAUCGUUGUUCGGAAUGUCGUCUUUUUACUCCGAGCUGAUGAAAGGUGCAGGCGCAGCGGCCAGGGUGUUUGAACUGAAUGACCGUAAGCCUUCAAUCCAUCCUACUCGCGGCAUAAGUCCAGGUAGUUUGGCUGGUAAGUCGAUAGAAUUUCAAAAUGUUAAAUUUGCCUACCCAACCCGUCAUCAGCACACCAUCUUUGAGAACCUGACCCUGAACAUUGAACCGGGCGAGCACGUCUGUGUUGUUGGGCCAUCUGGUGGUGGGAAAUCCACAGUGGCGUCGUUGCUUUUGCGAUUCUAUGAUGUUGACAGUGGUACUGUGAAGAUCGGGGGACAGGACAUCAAAGACUUUAAUUUACGCAAGUACAGACGCAUGCUAGGCAUAGUGCAACAGGAACCCUUGCUCUUCAACGGCACAAUUUUGGACAACAUUGUCUAUACAGUGCCUCAAGAUAUUGUACGGAAUGAAGAUCUUGUGGCGCGAGCUAUUGGCAAGGCCAAUUGUUCCGCCUUUUUGACGAACUUCCCAGAUGGACUGCAGACCUUAGUGGGACCCAGAGGUACCCAACUGUCUGGUGGUCAGAAGCAAAGAAUUGCGCUUGCGCGAGCCUUCUUGUUAGAUCCCGACGUGUUGAUUCUGGAUGAGGCCACCAGUGCUUUGGACUCACGAAGCGAGGAAAUCGUGGCGCGAACUUUGUACGCGCGCGGCGCCAGCGGUAAGACCACUAUCUCAAUUGCCCAUCGUGUGAGCACUAUUCAACACAGUUCUAGAGUCAUUGUUCUCGAUAGAAGUGGUUGUGUGGCAGAGACCGGCUCGUUCGACGACCUCGUAGCCAACCCGACCUCUGAACUGAACAAACUUCUACGCAAAGAAGAAGACGAUGUAUUAGGUGAUCAUCAUAGUGGAGAGGUGCCAGCGGACGUAACAAAGGAGGCACCAACCCCACAGCCGGUCGCAUCAAGAGAGGCCUAG